Tachysurus vachellii is the source of this 1848-nucleotide messenger RNA. RefSeq names its product chromosome 10 C1orf115 homolog (gene c10h1orf115). NCBI's taxonomy places the organism in Eukaryota, Metazoa, Chordata, Actinopteri, Siluriformes, Bagridae. The coding region runs from base 39 to 497 and encodes 152 amino acids. The transcript has 2 exons. The record is from RefSeq and is a predicted model, not a curated record.
UAAAGUAAGACUCCGGGUUCAUUUAGCUGGGUCCGAAAAUGCUGCGGAAGAAACUUAGCAAAUCCGAACAGAAAUUUAAACAUAAAAAGAACGACACGUCGGAAAUCAACCACUGCGUUGAGGAAGAGUCCAUCAGAACGAUGCGUAAAGAAUUUCCCGAAAAGCCGCAUGUGUGUGAACGCGACACACACAAGCAGAAGUGCGCAAAGUCCACUGGCCGCAAACAGAAGACAUCUAAACAAGUGCAUUUCACUGUGAUGCCUGACAAAUACGAGCCUCUAGAGGAGGACACAGACUUGGAUACAGCCACAGACGAAAACCACAAGAAAAAUCGGGAGAAACAUAAAAGAUUCAGAAAAAAAGUUUCAAAAGCUUUUCGCUUCACCUGGAAGUGUCUGGUCGUUGGACUGCAGAGUUUCAGCAACUCAUACUCCGGGCCACUGAGUGUAGCUACCACGCUGGUGCCUGAAAUCCAGAGGACAAAGCCUAAAGCAUAAUGGAAAAAAAAAAUUGAUAGUGAACCAACCCAAUAUCAGUAUCUUAUGAAAUGUAAGGGUACUAUGCUUGACAGGAUUUCUGUAUCUUUUUUGAUGUGAUUGGUUCUUAAACAGUGCUAGUAAAAUGUGAGUGUCACUCACAAAUUGCUCCUGUUCAUCUUAACCAUCUACAGGUCUGAAUUUAAUUUCUCAUAAUUGAUCACUAAGUCCUGUCACACCUGAAGAAAACUUAGUCUGUGAAUUAGAUUAGAAUCUUGUUUGUUGGAAAGCAGGAGUACUUCUCAUUUUUAAGCGAAGAACUGCGAUAAUAUGAAGUUAUUUUUCAUCUUUUAUUUUUUUGCGGUCGCUUGUCUUCAUGUCAAUCUUGAAGGAAUACUCAUGAAUUUAUACAGGAGUGGACCCAAGACAGACUCUUCACAACAGGUAUUCGACCAACAAGCCAUCCUAGAAAAAUUCAGGCUUGGUAGAUUUUUCUUUGAUCAGGAUAUUGGUAGUGUAAACAGAAUCAUUAUCAAGUCAAGGAUGUGAUUUUUCUCCUAGUGACACUAACCUAAUCUGUAAAUUUGAUUUCUUCUGUUAAUCAUCUCAUUUCAAUAUAGAUGCUUACGUCUACUAUAGUUUAGUUAGGAAUUUCUUGCACAAAGGUAUGUGUUUUGUUAGUUGUGGUGUUUUGAAAGUGGUAACUUUUAGAAAUACUAACAUUGCCAUAACAAUUUUAUAAUGAUAAAAAAUAUGUCUCUGUUUCUAGAGCUGGAAAUGUUUACUACAGAUGUUUUGCUGCAAUGUUUUAAGAAAUGAAAAAUCCCACUGGAACAUUUAAUGCAAAUGUUAUUGUGUCAUAAAAUGGGGUGGAACAGUGGAUUUGUUGUUUUUUUAAUUUGUUUUUGUUUUUUAUUUAAUUUCCAUAUUCAUUGAUUCUGAAUUCUAAAAGAAAAUGGUCUUAAUUGUUUUAAAAACAAGCUUUGGAUUAUUUUAAAAACUGAAGUCAUUUAUUGCCUACAAUGAACAUAGGUGCAUGUGCUGCUGUACAUCAACUACAAAUAAUUGUAUUUUGUGUUUUUUUUUUUUUAUUCAUACUACUGAUAAGUAUUUAAUCAACUAAACAUUAUGACAAUUAAAUCAGUUACAGUCACAGUAAAAGCUUUUAUAGGGUGGCAUGUAACAUUUUCAAUAUAGCUUUUUUAAAAAAAAAUGUGGUUAUGUGUUGUGUUUUCAAUUCAAAAUUCUAAAUCUUAAGAAUUUUCUCUUAAUAAUAUGUCUUACACAGGAUCAUAUUUUAUUUUCCAUUUUUAAGAUGGCUGUAAAACAUUGUCCUGUUUUAAAUAAACCACAAGGGAGACCGCAUUCUUCA